GUAACCCAUGCUAGACCUCGAUUAUAUCGAAUCACUCCCAUACGUCAACCCCACGGUUGACCGCCGGACCGUCCUCAUUCUUGGCGGCUGCAGCGGCAUUGGCUGGUACACGGUGCUCUAUCUUUUCCUCCACGGCUAUGUGGUGUACAUUACUGGCAGAAGCAAGUCCCGGGUCCUCAAAUGUAUCGAUGAACUAGAGAAAGAAGCCAUCCACAUACGCCGGACGUACACAUCGCACGAGCUCUCCAGCGAGCGGUAUCUUGGACACCUCCGCUACCUCGAGCUUGACCCAUCGAGCCUCACGUCGGUUCUUCACACAUCGUCGGCAUUUGCCAAGUUGGAAGACCACUUGAACAUCUUCAUCAACAACUUGAGCACCAGCCAGUUACCACCAACCCUCACCCAGGACAACUUCGAGAUCCUGCUCCAACUCAACUAUAUUGCCCCGUUUCUCCUUAUAACCCAACUUCUUCCACUCCUUGAAAACACUUCAUUGCAUUCUCAUCUCGAUCCUCCCAAAAUCAUCUACACCAGCACCCCCCUCCACCGGCUACAGCUUCUGUACUGGUCGCUCGACACUACAUGGCCCACGUACGCUCACACAGUGUUCGGCUGGUUCCGGUAUUGCAACGCCAAGGUAUCUGGGAUUCAUAUGGUUAAAAUGCUAGGGUUGCGAAACCCCAAGAUCUUGAGCAUAGCUGUAGAUACUGGAUUUGUGAUGAAUCCUAAUAGCUUCAGCUUCCUUACGCGACUACCCAUCAUUGGUGUGAUGUUCUGGUGCUUGUUCCAGGUGUUUGGGUAUUUUUUCGGGUCUUCGGUGGAAGAGGGAAGCUAUGCCAUCAUCAAAACGUGCUUGGAUCCCACGCUAGACUUGGAACACGAUAACGGCAAGUAUUUUGAUAGUAGAGGGUUUGACUCCAGCCCGUCGCGAGUGGCGGGCGACAUGGACUACGCGGCCCGGACGUGGAUUUGGACCGUCAAUAAGUUGAACGAACGGGGAAUCCACAUUCCUAAUUGACUUUAGUAGAGAUACGACGGAUACGAAAAACACGAAAUAUACAUUUCUAGAACU
Molecule: messenger RNA, 1072 nt
Organism: Yamadazyma tenuis ATCC 10573
Lineage: Eukaryota; Fungi; Ascomycota; Pichiomycetes; Serinales; Debaryomycetaceae
Source: RefSeq, a predicted model, not a curated record